This is a messenger RNA of Effrenium voratum, 2194 nucleotides long. NCBI's taxonomy places the organism in Eukaryota, Dinophyceae, Suessiales, Symbiodiniaceae. The record is from the annotation of a GenBank genome assembly.
GUGGAAUUAGGCAGUAACCCUCAGUGCGCUGCGCUGUAGCUGCAUUUGUUUAGCGAUGCCUGAAACUGUCAUGGGAUCGAAGCAGGCACAGAGCCAUGUGAAGCAGAUGCUUGUUCAAAUUCUCGCUGCUGUAGUCAGUGCAAAGCGCUUUGGCAGUGAGCGCUUAGCAGGGCUUCGUCCCACGCUUGCCUGGUUGAUGCUGGCGCUGGCUGCCAGGGCUGGCUGGACGAUGUUGCAGCAUUUGCGGGGUUAUGUGCACCUGCGCAUCUCGGCUCCUCUGAAGCGGAGCGGCGUGAAGUACGCUAAGCCUUGUGCUCAUGGCUGGCGUGCGCCAUGUCCCUGCUGCAAGCGGCCUUUGGACAUCCAGCUUGCUGGGCCGGAGACGCCUCAGCUCAUACACCCGGAAGCAAAGGGAAGAUUUGCCUACUUGAUUUGCUUGUGGGGAUCAUCUCCAGAGUAUAUCGCAGGUGCACUGGUUCUGGGAUCCUCCAUUCAAAGAACAGGCUCCAAACACGACCGUGUAUGUAUGUAUACAGAAGACGUUCCGAAGGAGUAUAUCAGACUGCUGUCCAAGUUUUGGCGCUGCAAAUGUAUUGAUCAUGUUGAUGCGGUUUUGGAGCAACUGAGCUUUCCUGACAGGGAGGAGCGGUUUGCUAACGUUUUUACAAAAUUGCGCGGUCUGGGACUUACAGAGUAUGAGAAAGUUCUCAUGAUGGAUAUUGACCUUUUGGUGAUGUCCAACAUCGAUGAGCUUUUUGAUUUGCCAGCUCCUGCAGCACUACGGCGCGGCAUGAAUGAGUGGGGCAGGAACUGCCAUGGAGAGCCAAUCGAUGGACGCUCAUUUUUGUUAGGCGAAGACAAAUCUAUGCCGCGAUGGUCAUGGGGCCAGGGAACAGGUAUCAAUGCGGGAGUCAUGCUUUGGCAGCCGAACCAAGAAGUGCUGGAGCAGAUGCUCGCAGAACUCAGUGAGCCAAAUCACCCAGAGCAUGUAAGAGGCAAUGGUCCUGAGCAGGACUAUUUAAGCCGUUUUUGGGCAGAUGCUCCGUGGACAUACAUUGGUGUACAAUACAAUUUCCAGCUGCAUCAAAUGUUUUUUGCCUUGCAUCCUGAUAGGGCUCAGUAUGCCGAGAGGGCAAACCUGCUGCACACACCGGAGGAGAUAAAAGUCAUCCACUACUCUGGGAAGCCGACUGCCAAACCUUGGCAUCGCGUACUUGACGACAAGUGGAGGGACUUCUGGCCAAGCAGAUGCCGUGACGACGAGUAUGUGCACCUAUUUGCUGAAGAGUUCAUGGGGUACUGGCUGUGGGUCAAGCGUGAUCGGGCAAAGUUUGAGUCACAGAAGCAGGUCACUGGCAGCUGGGACCUGGCAGGCAUGGAGCUGACGGAAGAUGGUGAGUACUGCAGAACCUCAAAGGGUUACCCAGAGGUGCUGCAUAUACCAGAAGCCGUCAAUCAAGGUGCCAUGAACAUACUCUCACUGUGCCUUUCUAAAUGGUUUGACAUUUACGCAUCGUUGGAGGAAGAGCUUGGGAUUGAUCUUCGGUCAAGUCUCAUGUCAGCGGGACAUUGCAAACCAUCGCCUGCGCCCACCUUGUCCAUGCCUCGGACGGAAACGCUUUUGAAGCACACGGCCUGGCGUCGAACUUCAAGAGGUGGCUGGUGGGUGGAAGCAGAGAAAAGCGACAAAGGCGAGCAGUCCAAUGCCCUGAACAAGCUGACUGCCACGUGCGGCAUAUCACUUGACUCAAAGUUUGUGUCCCUGCGAGACUCCACAUCUAUUUUUGAAGAAUCUGGCCCUGAUGUGUCGGGUCUUUUUGUGAAGCUGCAAGGCCAAACUGCCGCAAGACAUUUCCGAUUGGAUUCUGAAGACCUGACGCCGGUGCAGUUCUGGGUGGCAGGCGUUCCCCCAGGGGCAACGGUUUUGGUGGCGAUGGUUGAUGCUGACGCAGCUUCACUGGAUGCUGUUUUGCGAGUGCUGGCACCCCUUGGGGUGCCCAAACAGCCGCCACCUAGCAAUACGCGUGUGUUAUCAUGCAUCUCCGUGGCAGGCAGCGACGCAUCACAAGAUGUUCCCUGUGCUAAUCAUGCCUCUCCUGAUGUUGCAUAUGCUUCUUUGUUACGUGCAGAAUCGCGUUCGUGAUGGAGAAGUGUUGCGAUGCGCGGAGGGCCACACGUGACAAAUAAGACGUGC